Molecule: messenger RNA, 3096 nt
Organism: Hippocampus comes (tiger tail seahorse)
Lineage: Eukaryota; Metazoa; Chordata; Actinopteri; Syngnathiformes; Syngnathidae
Gene: inhbb
Product: inhibin subunit beta B
Exons: 2
Coding region: 688-1887 (399 amino acids)
Cellular component (GO): extracellular region
Molecular function (GO): growth factor activity; cytokine activity
Source: RefSeq, a predicted model, not a curated record
CCAUAAUAAAAGCCUGUCAACUAAAUCGGAGUAGUCGUCGCUCUGAAACAUAUAGUCGACUAAUCCCUUGCGUCUAGUUGGUGGAAAUCCCCACGUGGUUCCCACUCCUCUCAAAAAAAAAAAAAGAACAAGAAAAAAAGAAAGAAAGAAAGAAAAACAACUUUGGAAUUGCGGAGCCCUUGUCGUGAUUGCAGAGGGGAAAGGGGUCUCAGGCAGGAGCAUCUCGCAGGACAAAAACGAGCUGGUCAUCUACAGCAACGCACUGGGACGCGCGAUACGGGAAGCUACCGAACCUUAUUCCCUCUUUAGCAGUGGUGCUGGAGAAGAUGAGUUCCUGCGUAUGAAUGAAAAAGAGCGGACUACACACCACUGGCCAUGUAGAGAGAGGUUUUACUUCUAUUUUGGAGAGAUCACUGAACGUCUUGUUUAACUGAACGUAUAUUUUACCUGCGAGCAAAGUCAAGACUCGUUGUUGGACCACACGCUGAAUGCUUACUUAAUGAGUGGAGUUCAUAACCUCGCAAAUUAGACAGCACUUGGAGGUUUGGAACUUUUUCAUUGACUUUUGGACUCAGCGGUUGUGCUCUUUCGGAAGUCGCAGAUUAAAAAAAAAAACUGUAUUGCCACUAUUUAGUUGAAUUAUUUUUCUCUUCUGUGGAGUGGACUUAACUGUUAACGUUUGUGAAAAUGACUUCAGCCACUGUGCUGAUGUUAAUUGCCUGCGCUUUCUCGGUGCGCUGCAGCUCAGUGCCAGAGACUUCGAGCUCGCCCGCGGAGUCGUGCGCGUCGUGCGGCUUCAGGGCACCGGAUCAGUCGGAACGAGUGAACGUCGACUUCUUGGAGGCGGUCAAGAGACACAUACUGAACAGGUUGCAGAUGAGGGAGCGACCGAACAUCACCCAUCCCAUCCCAAAAGCCGCGAUGGUGACAGCGCUGAGGAGGCUGCACGCCGGUAAAGUGCGAGAAGACGGUCGAGUGGAGAUCCCCAGUUUUGACGGACAGGCGUCCUUCAACAACGAGGUUCACACGGAGACUUCGGAGAUUAUCAGCUUCGCCGAAAGUGAUGAGUACACGUCAUCAAAGUCCAGUCUUUAUUUCCUCAUCUCCAAUGAAGGCAACCAAAACCUGUAUGUAUCCCAAGCAAACUUGUGGCUCUUCUUUCGGGUGUCGCCGGCCGGUCCUGAGAAAGGCUUGCGAAGGAAGGUGACAGUGAAGAUCCACUACCAGGAAGCUGGAGCUGUGAGCAAUGUCGAAGGAGUGCAAGGAGGAGGUGAUGGAGGGGUCACAGGGCACUGGGCCCUGGUGGAGAAGCGCGUUGAGCUAAAACGCAGCGGUUGGCAUACUUUCCCCCUCUUAGAGGCAGUCCGGGCAGUGUUUGGCAAAGGUAGCCGUCGACAGGACCUGGAGGUCCACUGUGAGGGAUGUGAGACGGCGGGAGUGGCCCCAGUGCUGGUGGACCCGGGUGACCCCUCCCACCGACCAUUCCUGGUGGUCCGUGCAAGACAAGUGGACGGAAAGCACCGCAUCCGCAAGCGGGGGCUGGAGUGUGACGGCACCAGUGGGGGUCUAUGCUGCCGGCAGCAGUUUUAUAUCGACUUCCGUCUUAUCGGCUGGAACGACUGGAUCAUCGCCCCUGCGGGCUAUUACGGCAACUACUGUGAGGGCAGUUGCCCAGCUUACAUGCCUGGCGUGCUGGGAUCAGCUUCAUCCUUCCACACAGCAGUCGUAAACCAGUACCGCUUGAGAGGAAUUAGCCCAGGUUCGGUCAACUCCUGCUGCAUCCCCACCAAAUUGAGUACUAUGUCUAUGCUCUACUUUGACGAUGAGUACAACAUCGUCAAGAGAGAUGUGCCCAACAUGAUUGUGGAAGAGUGCGGCUGUGCUUGAGUCCACUUUGGCCCUCAAUUCUCUUUGAACAUCCAGCAAGGCCUUUUUAUUUUCUACAACCGGACCCUUUGUACAGUAGACAUAUACAGUACAAGAAAUGUAUUGCUACUGUAUGUGCGGAUGAGACACGCUGUAGUAUAAAUCCGGUAUCCAAAUGUGCGGAAGUUUGGUUGCACAUGUUCAUAUGAGUGUAUGUAUUUAUCGGACUGAGUGAUAUGCUUGCUGUCUGACCUGGAACUAGACAGCAUUGGGAGGAGAAGGGAACGAAGAUCACCAAAUGGUACUUUAGCUGUACUUUGCCGUUUUAAAUUAAGUAUAUGGGCCUCGCGCCGCCACCUGAAAGAAGACAAGAAGCAUUUAAGGAAAGUAACAUGAUCAGCCAAUGACAUUAUUGGUGUUGUCCCCAGACUCCCCAACCUCUCCCCCAAGCCCCUAAGUACUUUAAGCACAUGGCAGACUUUUUUUAAAUUUUUUUUUUUUAAGCACUGACAGUUCAUCAGCUUACACGAUUCGGAACACAAGCACUUCACUAGAAUGCCGACAGACACAGUCUGACUGUCCUCUGGUGGAAUUAGACCAGCAGCGCUUAAUGCCUCACAGGAUUAUUCCCUCUGCACUGCAGCGGUAAAAGAAAGUCCUCCGCAGAGCUGCUGUCAUUAUUUUCACUGUUAAUUGCAGGUCUUGAACCUCAGCGUCCUGCUUAUCGAGAGGGUUUGCAAGGCCUGUAACCACGAGAUGACCCGGACUAGACAGAUCUCAGAAGUGCACUUGACUAGUGCACUGGGACAGAACUCCUUCCCUCUGCCCGUUAAUGUUUUGGGAUACGGAGACACUAGUUUUGGUGGGUCGCCACAGUGCAGUGCAGCACUUGUAGAAAUUGAAAUGCACACCCUGAUUAGCACUUGUAUAAAGAAUUGCCUUCCGAGGGGUACCGAGUGUCCUGUCAUAUCAUAUUAAGUAAGUGCCACAUGAGCUAUGCAAUGUAUAGUAAACUGUACCCGUACUCCAACAUGUCCUCUUAGACUGAAUGAUCUUUCUCUGAAAAUUUCUUUGUGUCUUGUGUUUGCUUUCUCACCCUUUCCCGCUUUCAGUCCUUGACUCUUAAUCAAUACUUGAAAUGUAAUCUUUCGCAUCCUUUCUAAGGCGAAUGAUUGUUGUGAUGUUUGCACUGAAAAGUUGCAGGAUUAGUGAAACAAAAACUGCCAUUGA